This is a messenger RNA of Prorocentrum cordatum, 408 nucleotides long. NCBI's taxonomy places the organism in Eukaryota, Dinophyceae, Prorocentrales, Prorocentraceae. The record is from the annotation of a GenBank genome assembly.
AUGAUGGAUCGCAAGACUUUGGCAUCUUGUUUCAGCGACACAGCUUCCCUGAAGACCAAGAACACCUUCCUGGACUGUCAGUCGCCGUGGAUCGACUACGUGAAGGUGGACGAGCGCCCGAAAUCGGACCCCACGUCCGACUUCUCGUCCUGCUCGGUGUCCGAGCACUCCCAGAGCAGCGCGGGCCCUGGAGGCUUCGAGAUGCUGAGGCUGAGCAAGAGGGACCGUAAUGUGACGGAGAGCUCGAGCCGGUCAGAUCAGAGCAGCAGCACCGGGAACAGGCUCGUGCGGCGCAGCCAGGGCCCGCAGCCGCCGAGCGAGGGCGGGGGGCCCGACAGCUCGGAGGGCGACUCCCAGGCUCGGCGGCCACAAAGACGCAGCGGCGCCGCCUGCAGCGGAAGUCCGUGA